Molecule: messenger RNA, 656 nt
Organism: Saccostrea cuccullata (small rock oyster)
Lineage: Eukaryota; Metazoa; Mollusca; Bivalvia; Ostreida; Ostreidae
Product: protein SLC31A2-like
Exons: 4
Coding region: 138-641 (167 amino acids)
Biological process (GO): copper ion transmembrane transport
Cellular component (GO): plasma membrane
Molecular function (GO): copper ion transmembrane transporter activity
Source: RefSeq, a predicted model, not a curated record
UCGUCGUGAAUUGGAGCAUUGUCAAAUUUUACAUAGAAAACAAAACACAAUGAAAUAACCAAUUGUUUAAAGGGUGAAGUUUUUACGGCAGGAUUAUCAAGUAUGGCAUUUUGAACUAUAUAACAAGGGGAAAAAAGAUGCACGGCUACUGGUCUACAUCAUCAAGAUUCCAUUUAUUGCACCAAGCAUGGCAUAUUGGGACCGACAAUGAUUUAGCAGUAGCCAUGGUUAUGAGUGCGCUUCUCUCUAUUGUAUACGAGUUCCUUGACCUAAUUUAUUACAGAAUUGUUACCAAGUUGAGACAAACUGAAAAGAAUUUUCAGCAAUCUACAGCAUGUAACCCUACUGUUCUCCCAAGACGGUGUAUUGGAUCGCUAUUGUACGUUAUUCGGGUUAUCAAUGGGUACAUCAUAAUGCUGUGUGUAAUGACGAUGAAUGUAUGGAUAGUCCUGUCUGUUUUGGUCGGUACCAUGCUCGGCUAUUUCACCAAGUACUACUUUAGAGGAAAGAUGUCUACCAAAACAAAAGAGGAAACUAAAAACAAAGGAGAACAAUGCGAACAGAGACCAAACUGCCACAACACGUCAAACGAAGCAGAGACAUUACUUUUACAAAAUACUCCAUGUGGCUAUUUAAGUUGAAGAAAAAGAAGACUG